AUGGCCUCUCCAUCUAGUGCACGGGGCGUCAGCAAGGACAAUAGACCUGACCAUCUCCUUCAGAUCGACCCGAACACUCCCGCGACAGGCCUACGGAUCGCCUUGGCCGCCGAGUCUGCUUUCAACAUCUUCACAGCCACGACAAUGAUCAUCACCCCCCGCUCAGCUCUACAAGGUCCACUGAUGCCAUUUGACUUCCCAAACGGCAUUUCGCAAGAGCGGCCAUCUCCCGAGAUAGCAUCUGUCACGCAGUAUCUCGGGGCCUUCGUCUUGGCCACGAACGUGGGACUGGUACUUGGGCUUCCGAACAAGCCUGGGGCCAUUGAGAUCAGGCGAACGGCAUGCGCGACCUUUGCAGCCUUGGAAAUCACAUAUAUCGUGAUUAUUCUGUGGCAAUUAUGCGUUGCGGGACAGAGCGCGACCGGCGUGAGCAUGGAAAAGGCACUGCGGGCUUACCUAGUGCCCAUGUCUGUUGCGUGUGGGCUCAGGCUCUGGACCCUUUUCGUGCGACCCGACUGGAUGGGCAGAUCAGACAGGGUCUCGGUAGAAGCCACUCCCUCGUCAAGUGCCCGUAGAUGA
Verticillium dahliae VdLs.17 is the source of this 579-nucleotide messenger RNA. RefSeq lists its product as uncharacterized. NCBI's taxonomy places the organism in Eukaryota, Fungi, Ascomycota, Sordariomycetes, Glomerellales, Plectosphaerellaceae. The record is from RefSeq and is a predicted model, not a curated record. The transcript has 2 exons. The coding region runs from base 1 to 579 and encodes 192 amino acids.